Vitis riparia (riverbank grape) is the source of this 2502-nucleotide messenger RNA. RefSeq lists its product as uncharacterized. Bases 163 to 1299 code for a protein of 378 amino acids. The transcript has 5 exons. Gene Ontology annotation, cellular component: chloroplast. The record is from RefSeq and is a predicted model, not a curated record. NCBI's taxonomy places the organism in Eukaryota, Viridiplantae, Streptophyta, Magnoliopsida, Vitales, Vitaceae.
GAAUAUUCCAACCUUCUUUAAUGAGGAUGGGAAAUGAUUUUUCCCCACCAAAUGUUUGGUUAUAGUCAACGACCAGAAAUAUCAGUUUUAUCACAACCCCACGGCUAUAUUCUCCGGUUGAAGCGUCUUCUUUCAUUUUCCUAAAACCAUAGCCCCAAUCUCAUGCCCUCGUUGAUGGCUUCCUCUGCAAUUCUCCAUUUUUCUCCUUCUUCAUCCCUCCUCCUCUCCCGCAAAACCUGUCGGCCUUCCGUUUUCACAGCUGCUCAAUUUCCGAGAUCCCUUACAAUUAAGGCUUCAACUUCUCUGGAUUACUCCAACGUCUCUGUCAUUGAUAAGUCAGCAGCCCCAUCCAAGACUAAUAACUGGAAAUGGAAAUUCGAGGAUAAUUCUAUCAAUAUAUAUUAUGAAGAAUAUGAAAAGGAGAGCUCUGAGCCUCCUAAGGACAUCCUUAUGAUACCAACAAUCUCUGAUGUUAGUACUGUAGAAGAAUGGAGAUUAGUGGCUAGAGAUAUUGUUCAACGAGUUGGCAAAGUCAACUGGAGAGCAACUAUCAUCGAUUGGCCUGGACUGGGUUACUCUGAUAGGCCAAAGAUAGAUUACAAUGCAGAUGUAUUAGAGAAAUUCCUUGUUGAUUUCAUGAGUGCACCAGAUUGCCCUAUUAGCCAAACAAAAAAUGACUUAGUGGUCUUUGGAGGAGGGCAUGCAGCCACAAUAACAAUUCGAGCUGCAAAAAAGGGUUUGGUGAAGCCAGCUGCCAUUGCUGCUGUUGCACCUACCUGGGCAGGUCCUCUACCUAUUGUGUUUGGUCGAGAUUCUGAUAUGGAAACAAGGUAUGGGUUACUUAGGGGCACCUUAAGGGCCCCUGCUGUGGGCUGGAUGAUGUACAACAUGCUUGUCAGUAAUGAAAAGGCAAUUCAGUCCCAGUACAAAUCCCAUGUUUAUGCAGAUCCUAAUAAUGUCACUCCAAGCAUUGUUGAGAGUAGAUAUGCACUGACCAAAAGGAAAGGGGCUCGCUAUGUGCCUGCUGCUUUCUUAACUGGUCUUCUUGACCCUGUUAAUUCUCGAGAGGAGUUUCUUGAACUGUUUGCAGCGUUGGAGGGACAGAUACCAGUUCUGGUUGUGUCAACUAAGGGCUCUCCCAAGAGGUCAAAAGCAGAGAUGGAAGCUCUCAGGGUAGCAAAAGGGGUGAGCAAGUUUGUUGAGCUGCCAGGAGCUCUUCUCCCUCAAGAAGAGUAUCCUGCCGUUGUUGCAGAGGAGCUUUACAGGUUCUUGCAAGAGAAUUUUGAAUGCGAAGCGUAAGAACAGUUUUAAUGGAAGUUAAUGUCAAGAGGCAGUGGUAAUUGUUCUUACCCUUAUGAGGUUGUCAGUCAUAGACUUCCAGUUUAACUUUUGACUUUAGGUUCCAUGAGAUUGCAAACUUAUUCCGCUCUUGACAGAGGUAUAUACAAGAAUAUAUGUAUGAGUAUAGUUACACUGGAAAUGUAACAAGAAUUAUACCUCUUUAUAGAAAGAGUUUCCAUGCUUGAGUUUUCACUGAGGUCAACAAACCAUCAGAGUUAAAGGGAAGAGCCGCCAUGAAGACCUCAAUAUUCAAUUUUAUUAGCUGUAAGAUCUGACAUAUUUCUAGGGAGCUAGUUGAAAUUGUAAACCCAUCGAUUAUUAGUGUGAGAAGAGUUAAGAGUUGGAGUGAAUUUCUAAUCACAAUAGGUUGAAAUUCAGAGUCAGGUUGGUGGGCAUUGAGAGCUCUAUUCUUUUGAAUUGUUCAAAGAAUGAAUUCAUUGAGCCUAUUCAAGAAGAAGCUAUGUCAUAGUUUUAAAAGGCGCGCUUUAGGCUCAAGGCACAACCAUAGUUACAGCGCCUCAACUGCCAAAACACGCAUCUUAUUGAAGAGAGCGAUGUGGAACCUUAUUAGAAGCCAAAGGGAAAGAGGCCAAGGGAAGGGAUGGCAGAGGGUUUGACUUUUAAAGGAUGCAAAGCAGCUGAUUGGGGUCAACACACUUCACCCCUACAAUCACACCGCAUUCAAUCUUGUGUCGGAGCUCGUCCUCACCUCUACCGCCCACGUGUCCGUUCUUCACGUGAUUUAUACGUGGUCUCUUCCGCCCAAUUAAUCACUGUGAUGACAGGUGUCAAUACCGACAAACUCCACCACAGCCCUCGAGCCUCACGAUCUUGACACCUGGCCAUCGACGCAGACUACUCACUUGAGUGGUGGGCCCUCUCCCCUGGAUUUCUACUGUUUUUAAAAUAUCCCGUCAUCCAUUUGGGGCUUCUCGAAGCCCAACCAUUGUAGGUUGUGUACUCUUGAAAUAUUUUGCCAUGUGGGCUUGUUGCUUGCCAUACAUUUGUACGGUACCCCUUGCUCUGGGCCGGAUCGGGGGUGUGGGCCCUAAAGUACAUGUGGGCUCCUAGUUGUUUGACAAAUGGAGGGAUUCUUUAAUGUCAUUCAUUGUAAGCUUUUGCUUGUUUUUUCUUCUUUUAUAAUUGAAGGUGAUUUCCAGA